AUGGCGCCUUCGCUGGAGGAACCGGUCCAGCCGGUCGACGACGCCUUGAAUUCAUGCACGAAGAAAGGCCCGGCAUUAUCAGCACCAGAGCCAGAGAACUGCGUUGGUCCACAAAGUGAACAAGCUGGAAAAGCCGAUGCUUGUCAAGGCUGCCCGAAUCAACAGAUAUGUGCCUCUGCGCCCAAAGGAUCCGAUCCCGACAUUGGAGUCAUCACUCAACGUCUUGCCGGAGUAAAGCAUAAGAUAUUGGUACUCAGUGGCAAGGGUGGCGUUGGUAAAAGCACAUUCGCGACUAUGCUAUCCCAUGCAUUCGCGAGCAACGUCGACAACAUGGUUGGAAUCAUGGACACUGAUAUCUGCGGACCGAGCAUACCCAAGAUGAUGGGUGUUGAGACUGAGACGAUUCACGUUACGAGUACUGGCUGGGAGCCGGUCUGGGUCAGCGACAACCUUGGAGUCAUGAGUGUACAGUUUAUGCUGCCGAAUCGAGACGACGCUGUCAUCUGGCGAGGACCGAAGAAGAACGGACUGAUCAAGCAGUUCUUGAAAGAUGUCGAGUGGGGCGAGAUGGACUAUCUGUUUGUCGAUACGCCGCCUGGAACAUCAGACGAGCACCUCAGCGUCAACAGCUUCCUCAAAGAAGCUGGAAUCGAUGGCGCUGUUCUCGUAACAACCCCCCAGGAAGUCAGCCUGCUCGAUGUCCGAAAAGAGAUUGAUUUCUGUCGAAAGGCUGGUAUUAAGGUACUCGGUCUGGUGGAGAAUAUGAGUGGGUUCGUCUGCCCUAAAUGUACACACCAAUCGGAGAUCUUCAGAGCAACCACUGGAGGCGGCCAAAAGCUCGCCAAGGAGACAGGCGUGCCUUUCCUCGGUGCUGUCCCUCUGGAUCCUCGAAUCGGCAUGGCUUGCGACUAUGGAGAGAGUUUCUUCGACAACUUUGGGGACUCGCCCGCUUGCAAAGCUCUUAAAGAUGUUGUCAGACGCGUUGGCGAGGAGAUAGGUGUUCCUGCAAACGAAGUACUGGGUGAAGACUGA
Molecule: messenger RNA, 1032 nt
Organism: Zasmidium cellare ATCC 36951
Lineage: Eukaryota; Fungi; Ascomycota; Dothideomycetes; Mycosphaerellales; Mycosphaerellaceae
Exons: 1
Coding region: 1-1032 (343 amino acids)
Biological process (GO): iron-sulfur cluster assembly
Cellular component (GO): cytosol
Molecular function (GO): ATP-dependent FeS chaperone activity; ATP binding; 4 iron, 4 sulfur cluster binding
Source: RefSeq, a predicted model, not a curated record